Molecule: messenger RNA, 2243 nt
Organism: Yamadazyma tenuis ATCC 10573
Lineage: Eukaryota; Fungi; Ascomycota; Pichiomycetes; Serinales; Debaryomycetaceae
Biological process (GO): regulation of ruffle assembly; actin filament bundle assembly; actin cortical patch localization
Cellular component (GO): actin cortical patch; ruffle membrane
Molecular function (GO): actin filament binding; phosphatidylinositol binding
Source: RefSeq, a predicted model, not a curated record
GAAUAACUUUAAAAAUGGGAAUAAACAAUCCAAUCCCUAGAAGCUUGAAGAGCGAGUCCAAAAAAGCUGCUAAGGUUCUUGCGUCCUUCAUCAAACCCAACCAGGUGGUGGGACCAGACCAAAUCAUUCCUCCACAAGUGUUGAAAAAUGCCAAGGGGUUGGCGAUCAUCACCGUGUUGAAAGCAGGGUUCCUCUUUUCUGGAAGAGCUGGCUCUGGAGUUAUUGUGGCCCGAUUACCGGACGGGUCCUGGUCGCCUCCUUCCGCCAUCAUCACCGCCGGUGCUGGUGUGGGAGGUCAAAUUGGUGCUGAACUCACGGACUUUGUGUUUAUUUUGAACACCAAAUCCGCCGUGGACUCGUUUGCUCAGUUUGGAUCCGUCACCUUGGGUGCCAACGUGUCGGUAGCGGCGGGACCGUUGGGAAGAAACGCUGAAGGGGCGGGAACUGCAUCGUUGAAAGGAGCGGCCGCCAUUUUUGCAUACUCCAAGACCAAGGGUUUAUUUGCCGGUGUUUCUUUGGAAGGUUCGGCUAUCGUGGAGAGAAGAGAAGCUAACAGAAAGUUUUACGGAGAAGAUUGCAAGGCCAGACACAUUUUGAGUGGCCGUGUAGAAGCCCCUCCUGCCUGUGAUAGCUUGAUGAGGGUAUUGGAAAGUCGGGCUUUCAACAACCGGUUGCCCUCUGAUGAUGACGACUAUGAUGACGACUACUAUGACGAUAUUCCCGACAAUUUCUCAGAUUCUACCACCGCGUCUCCUUCUUCAAGAAGACGUGCUGGAACCGCCUCCAGCCGUAGAAGGUACUCGGACGAGUACCUGGAUGAGUAUUCGGACGAAGAUCGUGACUAUGGAAGGAGUGGAUCUUCUCGUGGAGGUGCAAGAAGGCAACCUUCGAAUAGUUUGAGGACCAAUUCCAAAACCAACUCGAGAUGGGAAGACGACAUUUACGACACGGGGAGAUCCACCAACGGCCGCUCCCGAGGAAACAGCGAGGUAGAUCGGUUGGGCUCUCGUCUUGGAGACUCGAGGAUAUCGAAUAACGGUCCUUCAAGACCUCCAACCUCUUCCAAGCCAAACUUUGGAGGUGCUCCAAAACCAACUGCUUCACAGGCCAUUGCUUUGUAUUCCUUCAAAGGUGAACAACCUGGUGAUUUGGCGUUCAAGAAGGGAGAUGUGUUUGACAUUGUCAAGAAGACCGAUACUACUGACGAUUGGUGGACAGGAAGAAACAAUGGUGUGACAGGAAUAUUUCCUGCCAAUUAUGUAGAGUUGAUCUGAACCGCUUUCCUGUAGAAUUAUUGAACUAACAAAAGUUCCGUAUGUAAUUAAAGAAUACGACCAUUGAUAUGCUGUUUUUCAUUGACCCGUCCUUUUAUUUUCCUAUUGAUGUUAUAUUUCCUAAAUUUCCUCCUGAUAACCUGUUAAAACUCGAAUGCCUGCUGAGCAAACUGCUGCACUACAACCUUCCCCUCUGAAAAGGCUGGGUCGUCCGUGCGGUAAACUGCUGCUCUGUGUGUUUGCUUGGUUUUCCUAAUCAAAACUGGGAACUUGUUCCAGUUAAGCUUGUUCAAAUUAUUAAUGAUAGUAACCUGAUCUUCAUUCAAGCCAAGUUUAAAAUCCUGCUCCUUUCCACUAAGGUUGACAAGACUGCCGGUCUCUCCACUAGUCGAUCCGGUGCUGGCUUGGUAAUUCUUAUAGGAAUCACCGUUCAUUGCCGUAAACACAGAUUCAACAAAAGUGUCAGUUUGGUCCUCCAUUCUCUGCGAGACCCCUUUCUCAAAGCUUUCAAGUGUCCAGUCGUCCGAGUCAGUAUCGCUCUUGGUACCCUCGUACAAAUGAACCAAGCUGUUUGCUCGGUCCUUAAAAAAAGCUCCUACUCUUCUGUGGUUUCUGAAUGCUUGUACACCAGCAAGUCCAAGAGCGUACAAAAUCCAUAAGGGAAAAACAACAACUGCGUAAAUCAACUUGAGCCAAUUGAACUUUCUCCACAACGAUCUCUUGCCUCUUUUGACAAUAGGAGGCUGUACAUUGUCAUUAAGUUCGCUCUUGAAUUCAAGUGGUUUUGAAAUAUCCACCACAUUUGGAGCAUAUCCAUCAACAAACUCAAGAACAUAAGCACUGGCAUUUUCGUUGAUCAUCGACUUGAACGGAUCCCGAGACGAAAUAGCGGCUGUGUACCAGGCAGUUCUCUUGUCGUUAAUGACAUUGGCAUAGAGCACCAAGUUGUUGAAACUGCUCAAUGCCUUG